AUGGAGAGUUGUGGAAGAAUACAGUCUGGCGCGCACGUGGCGCGUGCUGAGGGAGAGCUGGUCUAUCAUGCCCUAGGGACUGGGGAGUAUGACGAGCUCACAUUAGCUGAGACGCUCCGAUUCAUCGGCACGGCGUUCCAUGAUGUCCUCAGAAAGACACCCAGCGAAGCCGUGCUCCUGGACAACUACACUCGAGUCUGCAUCAUCCUCAGUGAGAUUAUCAACGAGGGUAUAUUGGAGAUCACUGACAGGGCAACGCUGCUGCGAGCGCUGAAAAUUAAGGGCUUUGAUUGAGGGCAUCAUGGCCCAGGCAGAAAGGGGAGGAUCUUCAGACAGGCAGAUUCUGCGUCACAGAAUACACAAUGGUGCCUUGGAUGGUGCUCAAAAUGCCAUAUGCCACUGGCAGCCUGCUUUUGGCAGCCUCCCACUGAGUGGCUAGCUGUUUCUGAGGGACCUGCACAUGCUACCUAGGUCUUUGGCCUUUGUGGGCACUCCUCAAGCUUGCUCGCAGCUGCUUUUGCUAGUCUUGUCCCGCGGCAGUUGCAGCUGCAUUCUAUAAGCUACCUUUUCUUCAGUGCCAGACCCAGACUUGGCAACUUUUUGCCAGAAAGUGACCUAGUGGGCCACUUUCUGUGACAGAGUGAGUCCUGGACUAGGUAGGGCCAAUGCAUAACCGUUACGACUCUCCUAUAUCAAUGCCCUAAUCAAUUGCUCUAAGGACAGUGUUGAAAAGACUGCAAUCGUAAAACUCCUUCCGCUGCAAUGACAAUGGCAAGACAGCAACUAUAUGGCAGUUG
This is a messenger RNA of Coccomyxa subellipsoidea C-169, 797 nucleotides long. RefSeq lists its product as hypothetical. The transcript has 5 exons. Gene Ontology annotation, cellular component: COPI vesicle coat. Lineage: Eukaryota; Viridiplantae; Chlorophyta; Trebouxiophyceae; Coccomyxaceae. Bases 1 to 294 code for a protein of 97 amino acids. The record is from RefSeq and is a predicted model, not a curated record. Gene Ontology annotation, biological process: retrograde vesicle-mediated transport, Golgi to endoplasmic reticulum; intra-Golgi vesicle-mediated transport; intracellular protein transport.